Geodia barretti is the source of this 276-nucleotide messenger RNA. The record is from the annotation of a GenBank genome assembly. NCBI's taxonomy places the organism in Eukaryota, Metazoa, Porifera, Demospongiae, Tetractinellida, Geodiidae.
CUGGCGGAGUCGGGACAGCAUGAUGCGGUAAUAUGCCUGGGCGCGGUGAUACGCGGCGAAACCGAUCACUAUGAGCAUGUGGCCGGCGAGGCUGCGAAGGGCAUUGCGAACGCAGGGCUGAACAGCGGGGUGCCGGUGAUAUUCGGCGUGCUGACUACGGACACGCUGGAGCAGGCAAUCAACCGCGCGGGUGGCAAGCAGGGCAAUAACGGCUACGGCGCGGGGCUUGCGGCGAUAGAGAUGGCGAACCUGAUGCGCGCUCUGGAUGCGCGGUAG